Molecule: messenger RNA, 633 nt
Organism: Coffea arabica (coffee)
Lineage: Eukaryota; Viridiplantae; Streptophyta; Magnoliopsida; Gentianales; Rubiaceae
Molecular function (GO): nucleic acid binding; RNA-DNA hybrid ribonuclease activity
Source: RefSeq, a predicted model, not a curated record
AUGCAGAAAGCUGUGGGCGAGUGGAAUGAGUAUAUAGAAGCCCAACAAGAUAUAACAGGAGAGUUCAUUCAACAAACAACAAACUCAAGCAGUAGUAAGAAAUGGAGGCCACCAUCAAGAGGUACGAUAAAACUAAACACUGAUGCUGCAUUUUCACAAAAUUUGGAGAGAACAGGCAUAGGUGUUGUGGCCAGAAAUGCUGAAGGAGAGCUGAUGAAAGUUUGGGCAAGAGCUGAACUAAAACGUAGUGAGCCACAGGUGGAGGAAGCAGCAGCAAUUAGGAUGGGAAUGCAAAUGGCCUGGAAAGCAAACUGGAGGGCAGUUGAGCUCCAAUCAGACUGCAAAGAGGUGGUGGACAUGAUAAACAAGAAACAAAAGCAGCAAAACAACAUCGUGGUCAUCCUUGAGGAUAUAGCAAAUAUGAGAUGUUUGUUUGAACAAUGUACUUUCUCUUUUGUGCAUAGAGAUGGGAAUAGAUGUGCACAUAGUGUAGCAAAAUUUGCUGUAAAGCUAACAACAAAUGUUGAAUGGGAUGAAUGUUUUCCCAUGUGGCUCCAAGAGGAAGCCCAAAAUGACUUCAGAGGAGGCGAAUCUGAUGUACCUAAGUCUUGUAAUAUCAAGUUUACAAUAUGA